Molecule: messenger RNA, 736 nt
Organism: Alternaria rosae
Lineage: Eukaryota; Fungi; Ascomycota; Dothideomycetes; Pleosporales; Pleosporaceae
Exons: 1
Coding region: 182-574 (130 amino acids)
Source: RefSeq, a predicted model, not a curated record
GCAUCCACCUCUCGCAUCUUUUGAUUGCGGCGUGUCCUGCGCAUGCUGCUUACCGUUACACUCACACCCCCAUGCAAGGUCACGCACCAGUACGGUGUAGCAGAACUCACCACGGCCUUAUCAAUGCACAUCCUCAUCUUGCAGCACUGUUCCCCCGUCCGCAUGGGGAUGGCCUCCUACUAUGCACGUUAUGCGCACCUGGCCCGGCAAAAGCGCAUCCUCAGGCAUGUUGCUAACUGCCUUCCUCGGCAGCUCGCUUGUUGGCCGAUCUUAUGCAGGAACACGCCAGGCCAUGUUUCACCAGUCAUGGAUCACCAUCCACAUGUCAAGGACGUCCACAUCGUUGUUUCAACCCUCCUAUUUUCCGCAUAUUGCAGUGCUUGAAUCGAAUCAAGCUUUCGCUCUGUGGAGAUGUUUUAUCGAUAUCAUCGCUCAACAAGUGCUUUUGCUGUGGAGUGACGUCCGCGAACCCAGACGGCGGAUCUUCGAAAAUCUAGAAGUAUCGUUAGCUGGCGUCUUUGUUCGGUUCGGUCGGUGCGCUGCAUGCCCAGGACCUGCGGCGGCGCGGCAAUAACGCCUGUGUUCAGACCCACGGCACUCCGAGUAAGAUGCGAGGAUGGGUCCUCUCCACAGGCGAGUGUUAGAUCCGCCACGAGGACGCCGAGAGUAAGCGGCUGAAGGCAACGCGCAACUCAAUCCACUCCAUCUUUAUGACAUCGUUUCCCUUGUUCAAUUC